AUGGAAUCAAAGGCCAACCUAAGACCCGUCUCGAAACGAUUCCGCGCUCAUGUCGACAGUCGAACGAAACGUCUACAGAAAUACAUCAACGAACAUAUUCCGGACAACGCUAUCUUUUGCGUUGUGUUCUGCCAUGAACUGGAGAAAGUACGGAAGCGCCUCGGCCAAUCUAACCCACCUGAUGACCUAUAUCGACAUUUUAUCGAGAAGUUCGAGCAAUUCGUUCCACCUAAUGUCGAACAGUACAUUCGACCUGGGUGGGUUGCGCAUGCAUUUCCUGGGGUCAUUUCUGAGGUCGGGGAAGACAUUCCACCCGGCCUAUGGGAAGUACCUGGCCCUCUCGCUCCUUUGUCGCCGGAACAAGUGAAGACUCUCCGAGGAAUGCUUCCGACAGACGCUCUCGAACUGGAAGCAAUCAAGGCGCGUUUAGACAACAUCAACGAGCUCAUCGAUUCGCGCUGUUGGGAGUUGAAGGAGGGGUUCGGAAAAGAUAAAUUCAACAACCGUUGUCGCGAGUUUUUUUGGUAG
Molecule: messenger RNA, 528 nt
Organism: Neurospora tetraspora
Lineage: Eukaryota; Fungi; Ascomycota; Sordariomycetes; Sordariales; Sordariaceae
Exons: 1
Coding region: 1-528 (175 amino acids)
Source: RefSeq, a predicted model, not a curated record